AGGCUGUAUGAGGUUCUAAGUGAGAAUUCUGUCAUUGCUGCCAGUGAUGGCUUUGGAAAAAGAUGCCUGUCCCACUUCACCGAAACUGGACGACAGUGGUGCAGCAGGGAACGAAUCUAAGCCUGCCAAUAAGUGUGAUGACGUUCACUUGCCACGGUUCUCAAUAAAGCAAAGCAUGUUCCCAUCACGUUACGUUAUGCCUUGGAAAGAAAACAUGAAAUUCAGGAAUGUGAAUCUGCAGCAAGCAGAUGCGUGUGGGAUCUAUGCUGGCCCCUUGGAAGAUUCUCUGUUCUGGGGUCACAGUGAGCGGCUUUGCCAUGGGGAAGAUCGGAAAGUCAUCAUGAAGAAAGGCCCACCGGAGAUAAAGAUUGCCGACAUGCCUUUGCAUUCGCCUCUCUCCAGAUACCAGAGCACCGUGAUCUCCCAUGGCUUCAGGAGGCGACUGAUCUAAUGGGCUGACCUGGGUGCAGCGGUGUGCUUGCCCAACACACAUCUUUAGAGGCUCAGGGUUCUAACCCUCAUUACUACUAAAAAGAAUAAAACGGUAAAGUAGUUCAA
Peromyscus eremicus (cactus mouse) is the source of this 558-nucleotide messenger RNA. RefSeq names its product sperm microtubule inner protein 10 (gene Spmip10). Gene Ontology annotation, biological process: flagellated sperm motility. The record is from RefSeq and is a predicted model, not a curated record. The transcript has 3 exons. NCBI's taxonomy places the organism in Eukaryota, Metazoa, Chordata, Mammalia, Rodentia, Cricetidae. Bases 47 to 451 code for a protein of 134 amino acids.